AUGGCUCCGAGUCCGCACAUCGGCAUCAUCGGCGCAGGGAUUUCAGGCCUCCGGUGCGCCGACAUCCUCAUCCAAAAUGGAGCCCAAGUAACAAUCCUAGAAGCAAGAGAUCGCAUUGGUGGCAGAGUGCACCAAUCAACAGUUGGAGACCAUAUCGUGGAUAUAGGCCCCAAUUGGAUUCAUGGCGCGGGGGAGAACCCCAUCAUGACCAUAGCGGAAGAAACGGGGUCUGUCAUGUAUGAUCCCGAAGGUGGAGCGCAUAUCUCCUACUCGCGAGACGGCCACCCUAUCAACGACGAAGUGAGCGCUAAAGUCCAGGACUUUGUAUGGACCACUAUAGCAGAAGCCUUCAAAUACAGCAAUCACCAUGGAGAAAGCAUCCCCGUCGAGCAAAGUCUAUUCGAUUUCUUCUGCGAUCGAGUCCAGCAAACCAAAUUCUCAGAUGAAGAGAAACAGCUUUGUCUCGAUGCCUGUAGGCUUUGGGGUGCAUAUGUCGGUGAUCAAGUCGACAGGCAGAGCUUGAAAUUUUUCCGUCUGGAGGAAUGCGUGGACGGGAGCAACUUCAUCGUGGCAUCUACAUACAAGCGCAUUCUAGAGCACAUCGCCGAAACCGCCACUGCAAAAGCCGACAUCCGCCUCAAUGAACCUGUCACAAGCAUCAAAGCACCACCUCACAACAACCAAUCACCAACAAAGCACCGAGUAACCGUAACAACAGCCACAGGAACAAACUACAACUUCGACGACGUAGUCAUAACCUGCCCACUGGGCUGGCUCAAGCAAAACACCUCAGCAUUCACACCGGCUCUCCCGCCCCGUCUCGAACAAGCAAUCAACAACAUCUCAUACGGCCGACUGGAAAAAGUCUACGUGACAUUCCCGCGUGCCUUCUGGCACACCCAAAACACCAGCACCUCAACAACUCAAACGCAAACUCAGAAUACCGUCUUCGCCCAAUUCCUCGAACCAUCCUACUACACCCACCACCCAGCACACAUAGAAUGGAACCAAGAAUGCGUCUCGCUCGCCUCGUUCCCAGAACCACACGCCCAUCCCACCCUUCUCUUCUACACGUACGGCGACAGCGGCGCAGAGAUAGUAAACCGCAUUUCGGAGCAAGCGCCCUCGUCGCCCGAAUACAGGGAAUCUCUAAUCGACGUAAUGCAGCCCUUUUACUCCCGGCUCCCCGGGUACAGCGCGGAGAACCCGGAUUGUGUGCCCGUGGCGCUUCUUGCUACGCAAUGGCAGAAGGAUGUCUUUGCUGGGAAUGGGUCGUAUUGUAAUUUCCAGGUUGGGGUUGAGGAGGCAGAUGUGGAUGUUGAGGUUCUUAGGUCUGGGGAUGGGAUUGGUCCGGUUAGGGGUCUUUGGUUUGCUGGGGAGCAUACGGCGCCGUUUGUUGCGCUUGGGACUACCACUGGUGCGUUCUGGAGUGGGGAGAGGGUUGCGAGAUUGGUUUGUCAGGGGCUUGGGAUUGGGGAGGUUGGUGGGAUGGGGGUUAAGGAUGAUUCUUUGCCUUCUGCUGGGGAUGUGUCUUGA
Molecule: messenger RNA, 1536 nt
Organism: Penicillium roqueforti
Lineage: Eukaryota; Fungi; Ascomycota; Eurotiomycetes; Eurotiales; Aspergillaceae
Product: flavin monoamine oxidase family protein
Exons: 4
Coding region: 1-1536 (511 amino acids)
Molecular function (GO): oxidoreductase activity
Source: RefSeq, a predicted model, not a curated record